Molecule: messenger RNA, 1035 nt
Organism: Humulus lupulus (European hop)
Lineage: Eukaryota; Viridiplantae; Streptophyta; Magnoliopsida; Rosales; Cannabaceae
Exons: 2
Coding region: 1-1035 (344 amino acids)
Source: RefSeq, a predicted model, not a curated record
AUGUCUUGUGUGGAUCUUGCUCUUCCAAAUCCAAUUCCAAAUUGGCUUUUGAGGGACUUGGAAGAAGGGGAUAGAGAUUGUAGAUUUAAUACUAAAUUUCCAUGUGGCGUCGAGAUCCCAUUGCCAAGUAACAAGACUUUGAGACUGGUUUUUACUAAGCUCAAGGCUGUUGGACCUUUACGUUACUUUCUUGGUUUCAAGAUAGCCAAGGGAAAGGAUGGCCUAUUUCUCUCUCAACGAAAGUACACCAUCCAAUUACUCGAAGAUACAGGUUAUGCAGGAUGCAAACCUGCUAAAACGCCCAUGGAUCCACGGACAAAACUAGAUGACCAGCAAGGAGAACCCCUCACUAAUCCUUCCUCAUACCGUCAGCUCAUUGGCAAGCUAUUAUACCUGACCUUAUCGAGACCCGACAUCACAUAUGCAGUGAAUUGUCUCAGCCAAUUCAUGUCUAAUCCUCGAAGCACGCACUUGCAGGCUCUUAACCAUCUGCUUCGAUACCUCAAAGGGAGUCCAGGACAAGGUCUUCUUUAUUCACCACACUCGUCACUACAUCUCAGAGGCUUCUCUGAUUCAGAUUGGGCUUCCUGCCCCAUCACGAGACAUUCUACAACUGGCUUCUGCAUCUUCAUAGGUGAUUGUCUAGUCUCCUGGAAAACUAAGAAACAACCCACCAUUUCCAAAAGCUCUGCUGAAGCAGAAUACAGAGCACUUGCAGCUACGACAAGCGAGAUAACAUGGCUUCAGUACCUCCUCACAGACUUGCACCUGCCUCAAACCACACCAGCUUUCAUUUAUUGCGACAAUCAGUCUGCCAUGCACAUUGCUAACAAUCCCACAUUUCAUGAGCGAACUAAACACAUCAAACUUGAUUGUCACUUCAUUUGUGACAAGAUUAACAACUCAACUAUUCGGCUUAUACCUGUCUCAAGCAACUUACAACUUGCAGAUGCAUUUACUAAGCCAUUGCCUUCUACCACACUUACUUCCCAUAUAAACAAGAUGUCUGUAUAUAAUCUGUACAGUCCACCUUAA